This is a messenger RNA of Trichoplusia ni (cabbage looper), 1106 nucleotides long. RefSeq names its product thyrostimulin beta-5 subunit-like. The coding region runs from base 661 to 1104 and encodes 147 amino acids. The transcript has 5 exons. The record is from RefSeq and is a predicted model, not a curated record. Gene Ontology annotation, molecular function: hormone activity. Gene Ontology annotation, biological process: G protein-coupled receptor signaling pathway. NCBI's taxonomy places the organism in Eukaryota, Metazoa, Arthropoda, Insecta, Lepidoptera, Noctuidae. Gene Ontology annotation, cellular component: extracellular region; cytoplasm.
UCGAAUUACCUCGCAGCUUCGCAAGCGCGGGAGCGUGGGAGCGUGCCGACAACACUUAACUUGCUAAAUCAAGCUCGCAUUCAUCUUUAAUCCAUAUGAAUGAUUCCUUUAAGACUCCUUUGUGAUUUAAACCUUAUACCUACUUACGAACUGGAGUAACUUCUACCAUAAUUAUAUAAAGUUAAAAUGUUUGUGAGCUUGUGGGAGUUUCUCUGAGAUUCUUAAACAGUUUCUGCUGAUAUAUUAGCUGCUUUAACAAAUUCUGUGUAAAUCUUGAACUUUCUUUGUAUUUGUUUUCAGGGUUCCGCACUCGAAGGUUAAACACGGAAACCUAUUAGUAAGGCACCAUGGUCUGUCUGUCCACCUGUGCGUCACCGGGCUGUAUUUUAUGACUCGUGAUAGCUAGACAGUUUAACUUUUCUCAGAUGAUGUAUGAUUUCGGUUGCCGCUACAACAACGAUAAUGAAAUAGGCAACGGUUGUUAGCUUCUGGUAGGCUGACUUGACCGUUUACAGUUAAAUAGUCGGAAUGGGAAAUCAUAAUGUUCAGUGGGACGGAAGAAGUGCAAGUACAAAAGAGUUCGGUCGGACAGUGUCCAGUUUCAAAUAACCCUUCAGCUAAAGACUACGUCCCCGUAGAACAAACUGUUACUCGAUUUUAAUGAUGAUAAAUACAGCAUGUCUGAUACCUAUAUUAAUGCUGUACGCGGUGACGUCAUCACAUGCCGUGUCGCCUUGCAAGCUGAGGGUCCACCUGGCCAGGGCGGAACAGACUGAUGAGAAUGGCCUUCGAUGUUGGGACACUGUGAAAGUACCAGCCUGUGGGGGACGAUGUGAUUCUAGGGAGAUUUCAGAUUGGGAGUUCCCAUUUAAAAAAUCCCACCACCCAGUAUGCGUUUACGGAGGUCGACUACCUCUGGUCGUGCGCCUACGCCACUGUGACUACGGCGUAGCACCUGGCACUGAUUUAUUUCAUUUUGUAGCGGCUGAGGACUGUCGAUGCAAGGUAUGUUCAUCUCAAUACACCAGCUGCGAGUGGCUUCCUCCAAACUCCACGCUUCUUGAUGGAAUUUACGACGAUGUCGAAGGUCUCGGAAACUUCUAAUU